AGAUUGUCUCCGAAGGAUGACACUUUGUCUUACACCAAAAAUUAUACUCACACAAUAAUUUGCUUUGUCCAUGGUACUGUACUCUAUAUUCAGGACAUGAUGCUGAAGCCUCAUGGUUUGAAAUUGGAAACAACUUGAUAUGGAUGAAGCCUUAAGCAAACUAUACUCCUUCUUCUAUAAAUAUGGCUUCAUGAUUCACAUAGCUAGCUAUCACUUCCCCCUCCACUCUGCCACUCUACCUUAAGCAGCUACAAAACCAACCCUUUUUUCACCUUUCUACUUCAAAACUCUCCAUGCAAGUCACGUCCUCACACAGCUCCAUGAAAGCAGAGCUAAAGCCACCAACCUCCAUCUCCUUCCAAAACCCCACCACCACCCCUCUCUUCAACACACCCCACAGUACUAGUACACCCCUCUCAGGAGCACUCAAAGGCUGUCUCGGAAGCCUCGACGGCGCCUGCAUCGAGAAGCUCCUCCUCCACUGCGCCAGCGCCUUGGAGAGCAAUGACAUCACCUUGGCACAACAAGUCAUGUGGGUCCUCAACAACGUUGCUUCGCCCCACGGCGACACCAACCAGCGCCUCACCGCGUGGUUCCUCAGAGCACUAAUCUCCAGAGCUUCAAGAAUUUGCCCCUCCGCAAUGAGUUUCAAGGGAAGUAACAACAUUCCAAGGAGGUUGAUGACGGUGACCGAGCUAGCAGGGUAUGUGGAUCUUAUUCCAUGGCAUAGGUUCGGGUUUUGUGCAUCAAACAAUGAAAUUCUCAAAGCUGUUACAGGGUUUCAAAGGGUACAUGUUCUUGAUUUCAGCAUAACCCCUUGUAUGCAAUGGCCUACUUUUAUAGAUGCAUUAGCUAAAAGACCAGAAGGAUCUCCUUCACUUAGAAUCACAGUUCCAUCUUUUAGGCCACAAGUUCCUCCUUUAGUUAACAUUUCAAUACAUGAGGUUGGGUUGCGUUUAGGUAAUUUCGCCAAAUUCAGAGAUGUCCCUUUUGAAUUUCAUGUUAUAGGAGAUACAGAACAGUUGAGCAAUGAAUCAAACACCUUUCAUUUUGAGUCCUUGUUGAGUCUAUUGAAUCCUAGUGUGCUAAACCUUAGGGAAGAUGAAGCAUUGGUGAUCAAUUGCCAAAAUUGGCUGCGUUACUUGUCUGAUGAUGAUAGAAAUUCAAAUUCCCUUAGGGAUGCUUUUCUGAGUUUAAUUAAAGGUCUUAGCCCUCAAAUUGUGCUCUUGGUUGAUGAGGAUUGUGAUCUCAGCGCAUCGAGUCUCGCGUCGAGAAUCACCGCAUGUUUCAACCAUCUGUGGAUACCCUUUGAUGCACUAGAUACUUUUUUGCCUAAGGAUAGUUCUCAAAGGACAGAGUUUGAGUCUGACAUAGGACAGAAAAUUGAGAACAUCAUAGGCUUUGAAGGGCAUCAGAGAAUAGAGAGAUUGGAGUCCGGGGUGAUGAUGUCACAGAGAAUGAAGAAUGCAGGGUACUUCAGCGUUCCAUUUUGUGAUGAAACUGUUAAGGAAGUUAAGGGUUUGCUUGAUGAACAUGCUGGUGGAUGGGGGAUGAAGAGGGAUGAAGGUAUGUUGGUUCUCACGUGGAAGGGAAACAACUGUGUGUUUGUGACAGCUUGGGUCCCUAGUGGAAUGAGGGAUCAUGUUGGUAUGGAUGCAACUCUAUCUUAAGCCGAUGCGUUCUCUGUGUCCCCAUUUGGUGUCUCUUCUCUAUCUCAGUUUCGCCAAUCAAAUUAUAUCAUGUAGGCAUUAGUAUGAUAAUUAUAGCCUUACGUAGAUGACUUUUAAAUGACUUGACACAAUUUGACUAGUGAGACGGGGAAUGAGACGCUAGAUGAGGACAGUGGAGGCAAGUUUGGACCUACCAUGGAAGAGGGGCUGCACUGCCUAUUGCUUCAAUGAUCCAGGAAGAGACAGAGGAUAUUUCACCACUUUGUGGAAUGGGGCAGUAUUUUUUUUAUCUGCAAAAGACAAGAAGAAAAAAACGGCUGCAUUUGGAGACCUAUUUUCAUUGCACUACAAAUUGGUAAUUAAUGAAUAUAGCUCUAUAUAUACAUUGAUUCACAUGAAAGGCAAAAAGGAAACAAUCAUGUGUACAUUGUCCUUGUAUGAGAGACAAAGUUAUUGUCUCUUAGCAAUGUUUUUCCCUUUCUUUUGCAGCUUUAAUUUGUAUCUGCUCAGACCUUGAGCUUUGGGUACAAAAAAAUUCUCUUUCAAUUACCCAGUUCAUAUAAUAAAACUUUGUUUAGCAACUUUGAGGUCAACUCAAAA
This is a messenger RNA of Lotus japonicus, 2270 nucleotides long. RefSeq names its product scarecrow-like protein 32. The transcript has a single exon. NCBI's taxonomy places the organism in Eukaryota, Viridiplantae, Streptophyta, Magnoliopsida, Fabales, Fabaceae. Gene Ontology annotation, cellular component: nucleus. The record is from RefSeq and is a predicted model, not a curated record. Gene Ontology annotation, biological process: regulation of DNA-templated transcription. Bases 294 to 1670 code for a protein of 458 amino acids. Gene Ontology annotation, molecular function: DNA-binding transcription factor activity; sequence-specific DNA binding.